Molecule: messenger RNA, 714 nt
Organism: Lagenorhynchus albirostris (white-beaked dolphin)
Lineage: Eukaryota; Metazoa; Chordata; Mammalia; Artiodactyla; Delphinidae
Gene: TMEM212
Product: transmembrane protein 212
Exons: 3
Coding region: 100-714 (204 amino acids)
Source: RefSeq, a predicted model, not a curated record
UACUGUCUCUAAGAAACUUCUGUUUAUUGAGGCUUGACAUACUCUCAUGUUUUGGUAACAAAACAUCUUUGAGACCCAGGACCCAAGUCACAGAGGAAAAUGCAAGGCUUAUACAAGACUGCUGGCCAGAUUCUCAUUACUCUGGGGGCUCUCAGUGUAUUCUCUGGAGUUAUUGCUUUCUUCCCAGUCUUUUCCUACAAGCUUUGGUUCACAGGAUGGAGUGUCUGGAUUGCUUGUCCCAUCUGGAAUGGAGCUUUGGCCAUCAUGACUGGUAUACUCCUACUGUUGGCUCACAAAGAGUGGACCGAGAGACACCUGUGGGAAGCUAGUUUCACCUUUGUGGUUCUGAGCAUCCUGGGAUGUCCACUUCAUUUUACUGUAGCCUUGGCAUCUGCUCUCCUUGGCCCGUAUUGCUUCUACUCAUUUUGGGGGAUUGCAGGGACCAAUUACCUUGGUUAUGCAGUUGCCUUUCCUUUUCCAUAUGCAAAAUUCCCAUCAGUUUGUGUAGACCCACCACACUAUGAAGAGUACCAUCUGACACUUCAAGCCUUAGACCUGUGCCUGAGCUUUGCCAUGCUCUGUGUGUCCCUGACAGCGUUCAUCACACUUUCUGCAAGACUUAUCCGGAAUGGACAUAUAAAUGUAAGUUUCCAGAAAGGGGGAGCCAGUUCCUGUUCCAUCCUAAAUGCUAAAAUGGAAAGUUUGGUACAUUGA